Molecule: messenger RNA, 2575 nt
Organism: Cryptomeria japonica (Japanese cedar)
Lineage: Eukaryota; Viridiplantae; Streptophyta; Pinopsida; Cupressales; Cupressaceae
Exons: 17
Coding region: 240-2207 (655 amino acids)
Molecular function (GO): 5'-nucleotidase activity
Source: RefSeq, a predicted model, not a curated record
AAAACAAGUCAAGCUGCCCUACGUCAACACAGUCAACAAUGAUUAAAAAACAUGUGGGUCUCUGCCAUCGCAGCUACUAAAACAAUAAUAAUACUCUAUAUGUUCGACUCACCGUCGCGAGGCGCUAAAUGCAAAAGCAAGAAAGCCUGAGCAAAGAAUGUUCCAGCAGCUUUAAUAUACCCAUAUAUGCUAUAUAUCUGCAUUCGAAUUAUUAUAUUUAUUGACGAGCCUGUGCAAAAAUGGAGUGCCCUGCUGUGCCUAGUUUCAGGUGUCUCUACAGCCGAUCACCAUUAUCUUCAUCUUCUUUUGCGUUUGGCAGGCACGGGAUUUUGAAGCUUGCCAUGGCCACCAAAAUUAAAUAUAGUUGUCAUUUGCCACAUUUUGGAAGAACUAGGGUUUAUGCCAGCAAAACAGAAAAUUUGAGUGCGGCCAGUUCAAAUGCUAACCAAGAAAAUGAAGCAGACGCAAAACAGAGCAACCGAGAGAAAGAAGAAAAACGGCAGAGCAGCAACAAUCUGUCGAGAAAAGCAGAUGAUUUGUUCUCGGUGACGUCAUCUAGCCAUUUCGAUGUGGAUUAUUUAGGCGAAAGCACCAAGGGAGACAUGAACCUCAAGCAACCCCAUCGAUUUGAGACGGGAUUUGGUUUGGAGGGUUCUUUUACUCUGGAAGGUCCAAUUGAAGAAAUUGCAAAGGCUGAGGCUAGGGAUGCAGGGAUGUUGCUGAAUGAGCUGGGUGUUCUGGCUCCUUUGUCCGGUGGUCUUGGAACCAGGGGUAUCUUUUGCACCAGAACUCUGAACUUUAGGUCAAUCUCAGCUAUUGGUUAUGACAUGGACUACACCUUAAUUCAGUAUAACGUGAGGGCUUGGGAAGGUCGAGCAUAUGAGUAUGGAAUGGACAAUUUGAGGAGCAUGGGAUAUCUGGUUGACGGCCUUGAAUUUGAUCCUGAUUUGGUUAUAAGGGGCCUUAUUAUGGAUAAAGAGAAAGGCAACUUGAUCAAGGCUGACCGUUUUGGCUAUGUAAAAAGAGCUAUGCAUGGGACUAGGAUGCUUUCAAAUCGUGCUGUAAGUGAGAUAUAUGGGCGAGAGUUAGUUGACUUGCGCAAUGAAACUCGAUGGGAAUUUCUUAACACUCUUUUUUCUGUUUCUGAGGCAGUAAUGUAUAUGCAGAUGGUGGACAGACUGGAUGAAGGAGCCCUCCCUCCAGAAGUUGGACCUCUUGAUUAUCAAGGACUUUACCAAGUCGUAGCUAGAGCUCUAUUCAGAGCACACGUGGAAGGACAACUCAAGAAUGAGAUAAUGAAUGAACCUGAGCGCUUUUUGGAGCAAGAUCCAGAACUUCCACUAGCACUUUUAGAUCAGAAGGAGGCUGGCAAACGUCUUCUUCUAAUUACAAAUUCAGAUUACCACUACACGAACAAAAUGAUGCAUCAUGCCUUCAAUAAGUUUCUUCCCAAUGAUAUGGACUGGCGUGAUCUUUUUGAAAUGGUCAUUGUCUCUGCAAGGAAGCCUGAGUUUUUUCAAAUAUCACAUCCCUUGUAUGAGGUUGUGACAGAAGAUGGACUAAUGCGUCCAUGUUUUACAGCACGAUCAGGUGGAUUAUAUUCUGGUGGUAGUGCACAGAUGGUCGAAAAGGCUUUGGGUAUACAUGGAGAUGAAAUUCUAUAUGUUGGAGAUCAUAUUUUUACAGAUGUAAGCCAAUCCAAGGUUCAUUUUCGCUGGAGAACUGCCUUAAUUUGUCGUGAGUUGGAAGAAGAGUUUACAGCACUGGUCUGUGGCAAGGAUCAUAGAGAAAAACUGAUAGCACUUAUGAAUCAGAAGGAAGUAGUUGGUGAUGUGUUUAAUCAAUUGCGUCUAGCUCUACAACGACGGACUAGAGGGCGUCCAGCACAGACUAGAAAUGCAACAGAGAUGAAUGAACAGGAACUUACAGAGAAUAUGCAGAAACUCCUUAUUGUUAUGGAAGAACUUGAUAAAAAUAUUGCUCCUAUGCUAGAAGCUGAUGGAGAGCAUUUCAACAAAAGGUGGGGCUACCUCUCUCGUGCUGGUUUGUGGGAUAAGAGCCAUCUUACAAGGCAAAUUGAGAAAUAUGCAGAUAUAUAUACUUCUCGUGUUUCCAAUUUUUUGCGAUAUACACCAUUCAUGUAUUUCCGAUCACAAGCUCAGACACUUGCUCAUGAUCUACACCCCUAUGCUGGAAGAGAUUCAUAAUGCUGGCAAGUUUUGUCACAAGAUCUCAAGUUUGUAAUUCAAGCUAUAGAGGAAUUUUUGUUUGUGGCAUGAGUACUGACCCCACAAAUUUCUGGUGUAAGACUUUGUGGUCUACCUAACAAGUAAAAAGUAGUUCCAACAAGCUUCACUUUUGUAAUUCUAAUUUAUAGUGUUAUUUAGUGAUAUCAAACUUUACUACAACUGGUAGGAUACAAUUCCAUCUAUUUUUACACAUAAUGAGGGCAGUAGCCUGUGGUCGCAUAGGUAGGAUAGUCAUCACCAAUAUGUAUCAAUUUGGGGACAACUUUGUAAUAUUUAUGUUGAUUGUACAUCAAUAAAUAGAUUUAAGUGCGCACUUGAAGGUUUCA